GCGGGCCGCUCCACUUCCGUGCGGGCGGGCGCAUGGCGGGGCCCGCGGCCUCCCGGGAGCUGCUGGAGCCGCGGCGCCGGCCAGGGCUGGAAGACAUUUUGCUGAUUAAUUCAAAAUGUAACAACAAGAAGGCCACAACUUUACAGACGGUUAAGGUGCCGAGGAGCAAUGUUUUGGACCGAGUGCAGAGCUUUUUGCCACAGAUGGCCCAGGCAAAUGAUGAGCUCAAAAGAAAAAUGGUAACAGCACCUGCUCAUCAGUUUGAUAUUGAACAUCUAGACAGUGAAACAGAAAAAGUUAUAGAAAUGAAUGUGGCUGUAGUUGAACUGAGUGAUUCUGAUACAGAUGAAGAGUUGCUGUCUUCAGAAGAUGACUCAGAAUCUGAUGAAGAUGACUCUGUAACUGAUGAAGUGACAGUAGACAACAUUAAGUUUCCUAAACAAAAGGGAGAAAAGGGGAAAAUAGAAAUUUUGGACAGCAAAGCAAAUGAGUAAAUCCACUUUAUUUUACUUAAAAAAAAAAAAACCCAAACCAACCAAAUCAUGUUUUCUCAUUUUGAAGAGUUGGCCCUUAAAACCACUUUAUUUCCCAGUGUAGCAUCUCUCAGGAUCCUUUAAAAUGCUAUAGUUUACAUGGUGGAGAAUUCAGGAUCCAUUCAUGACUGGGGAAGGCUGAAUUUCUGAAGAACUAAGUGUGAUUUGGUUCAUCAAAUAACAGGGAAAUGCACUUCAUAGUGCAUAGUAGAUUACACCAAGAAAACAGCUAGAGUAAGGGGCACUUGAAGGUUAAAAAAUCUUGUUCUGUUGCUUUGUUGAAGAAAGACUUUUUUUUUUUUUAUAGGAAGAUAGAAUUUUUUGCUUCAAGGGCAAGAAAGAAUUAACUAGGAAAAAAAGCUUUGUUUUUCUAUUCCAUAUCCUGUGCAGUGUUAUGUACACUCUCUUCAUUAAACAUGAUCUUUAAUACCUCA
Oenanthe melanoleuca is the source of this 967-nucleotide messenger RNA. It is a transcript of the gene NOPCHAP1, whose product is annotated as NOP protein chaperone 1. Gene Ontology annotation, molecular function: box C/D methylation guide snoRNP complex binding. The transcript has 4 exons. The record is from RefSeq and is a predicted model, not a curated record. Gene Ontology annotation, biological process: box C/D snoRNP assembly. Bases 33 to 494 code for a protein of 153 amino acids. NCBI's taxonomy places the organism in Eukaryota, Metazoa, Chordata, Aves, Passeriformes, Muscicapidae.